Messenger RNA from Protopolystoma xenopodis, 1113 nucleotides. The record is from the annotation of a GenBank genome assembly. NCBI's taxonomy places the organism in Eukaryota, Metazoa, Platyhelminthes, Monogenea, Polystomatidea, Polystomatidae.
UCUAAGUCUUAUUGUGGUCUGACGGACGGUGACUUCUGGUCCCGCUAUUACUAUCGCGUCUGGCUUCUUGAUGUGACCGAGGCCCGGCGGCGUCAGAUUGCCCUUCGAGUGGCUGGAAAUGCUGGCGUCUGCGAGACAGCUGAUCAUCAUCCUGAUGCUGUUGUCUCUUCUGCAUCAUCUUCAACACCUGCGGCCAGCAAAUCGCUUGCUGUAGCGGCUUUCCCACCUACUGUGCAAACUCGACAUCUGGCCCAGAUCUCUGCUACUUCUGCUGCAAAUCCUAUAUGUAAUGAAGUCUCAUCGGUAUCUACUGCUAUGUCAGUUGUCGCUUUGGUUGGAAAUACGACUCCUGUCGAGGUAGACAACCUCGCAACACAAGUGCUUUCUAGAGCCAGUGCGAAUGCAUCGGCUACCCUUAGGAUGGUUUCAGAUUGGGGGGAUGAGGAUUUCUCUGAUAACGAAGAUGAGAAUACUAUGGCCGACUCGGCCUCGGCUGGCCCGGGUCGCUUGGAGGAGGGUGAAGAAAUCAUGCUUGAGGACAAUUUUGACUCUCGCAUCGAAAAGGCUAACAAAGCAAGUCAACCUCUUUACAUUCUUUGGUUUCAACAGAAUGCCAGUCUGAAUCUCACUUCCGCAGUCUCUGACACUUUGCCACUCUCGACUGCAUCUUCUUCCUCCGUCCAUAGAAUUGACUCGGGCAAUAACACACUCAUAACACCGUCUUCCGCCUGUGAGUUCGCCUCUUCUGUACAGUCGUCCCUGGUUUUGGUGAAUCGCUUGGGUGAAGCAGAUGAUGCUGUUCUGAUGACGUCAGCUCCAGACCCAGUUUCUUUUUCCACUUCAGCCUCUGUUUCGGCACCCGUCUCGGCUGCUGCUUCUAUCCGGACUGAUGAAGACUUCGAGGAGGUAGCCAGAGAGGAGGGACAAGCUGAGGGACUGGCUGACUCGGAGGUAGAAUUAAUUGGUGAUCAGGGCGAAACUGUGGCCAGGCAUGGGCACUUGACGAAUAAAGGGGAUGACGAUGACAGCUUUGCAGUACCCACUCCGCGUCUCAAGUUUCUUGUUGGAGUACUUUUCACUUCGCUUGAAGAAGCUAAUGGAAGGGAUUCGUAA